This is a messenger RNA of Melanotaenia boesemani (Boeseman's rainbowfish), 1137 nucleotides long. RefSeq names its product mediator complex subunit 10 (gene med10). The transcript has 4 exons. The record is from RefSeq and is a predicted model, not a curated record. Lineage: Eukaryota; Metazoa; Chordata; Actinopteri; Atheriniformes; Melanotaeniidae. Gene Ontology annotation, biological process: positive regulation of transcription by RNA polymerase II. Gene Ontology annotation, cellular component: mediator complex; chromatin. The coding region runs from base 143 to 547 and encodes 134 amino acids. Gene Ontology annotation, molecular function: transcription coregulator activity.
UGGUAUUUGGCCGUAAAGUGCUGUGGUGUCGUAGCUGACAUGUUGUUGGUGGCUAACAGUAAACAGUGAUAAUUUGAUGAAGAGAUUUUUCCUAAUUCGCCGUUUUCAUAAACUGUUGACGGUUUAAAACCACUUUAUCAAAAUGGCAGAAAAAUUUGAUAACCUCGAGGAGCAUCUGGAGAAAUUUAUCGAGAACAUUCGACAGCUGGGAAUCAUCGUCAGCGACUUCCAGCCGAGCAGCCAGGCUGUACUCAACCAGAAACUAAAUUUCAUGAUAUCUGGACUACAAGACAUCGAGAAAUGCCGCCAACAGCUUCACGAGAUCAACGUCCCCCUGGAAGUCUUCGAGUACAUUGACCAAGGCCGAAACCCUCAGCUGUACACCAAGGAAUGUCUGGAGAGAGCCUUGGCGAGGAACGAGCAGGUCAAAGGGAAGAUAGACACGAUGACGAAAUUCAAGAGCCUUUUGAUUUCUGAGCUCAGCAAAGUUUUUCCUGAAGACAUGGCCAAGUAUAAAGCUAUACACGGAGAGGACCCCCCCUCCUAGUGACUCCUGCACCAUGGACCCAGAGUCUCAAUCUGUGACUCCUGAAAUACAAGCCUGGAUGGAGCUUAAUAAGCAGGAUGCUCUGUGGUUGCAGAGACAUGUGAUAACAACAAAUUAUUCCUCAUAAAGCUUGUGAUACUGUUGCUGAUUAUUGAUUCUGAGGGUUGUUGCCUUCUUCCAGCUAUUUAUGCACUGUAUUACAAGAGUACAAAUUUCUUGUUAAGGCGCUGUUUAUGCAUGGACAGUAAAUGAGCAGCAGAAUGUUUUCCAGCUUCCCACUCUACAAGUAUUGAGGAAACAAAGCUACAAGGCUUCUGUCUGAUUCUGCAUUCAAGAAUGGUCUCCAACAUGUAAAUAUUGCCUAUUUAUACAAAUUUUCUCUACAGUUUAUAAUGCAUCUUUAUCAUUCUGCACUGUACAUUUGUAUCACAGUUCAUAACAUUUUGUAUGAAGCUCAGGUUGGUAAUGGCCUCGAUGGCUGAAUGCAAAUGUUGUUUGAGUGCAAUUAUGUGCCUCAUCACCUGAUAUGGUAAAAAAUGAUUCCAACUUUUUUGUAUUAUUGUAUUUGUAAAUAAAUGGUCCUUUUGGAA